Helianthus annuus (common sunflower) is the source of this 1777-nucleotide messenger RNA. Its product is annotated as 4-coumarate--CoA ligase-like 5. Gene Ontology annotation, molecular function: CoA-ligase activity. The record is from RefSeq and is a predicted model, not a curated record. The transcript has 4 exons. NCBI's taxonomy places the organism in Eukaryota, Viridiplantae, Streptophyta, Magnoliopsida, Asterales, Asteraceae. The coding region runs from base 39 to 1730 and encodes 563 amino acids.
UUACUUGUUACAAGUUACAACCCCUAUACACCACUUAAAUGGUCACUUUCCAAGAUCAGGUAAACCAAACCCGGUUAUCAAGCCAGAGAAAGAGCGGUUACAACCCUCGAACCGGGGUCUACAACUCCCUGAUCAAGCUCAAAGGAAAACACAAGAUUCCAACUAAGGUCCGGCUCGACACAGCUUCAUUUGUGUUGUCUCAGUUCUCGAAGCUAGACCUCGCCGAGUCAAGGGUUGCACUUAUAGACUCAGCCACGAAUCGCCGAGUCACUUAUGGUCAACUCAAACGGUCGGUCUACUCGUUAGCAGCCGGAUUGUACCAUGGGCUCGGGGUUCGUAAGGGGGAUGUAGUGUUUCUUUUAUCACCAAACUCAACGCUCUACCCAACCAUAUGUCUAGCCAUACUCUUAAUCGGUGGAGUGGUUACAACCGCCAACCCAGUCAGUACCGUAUCAGAGCUAACCAAACAAGUACUUGACUCGGGUGCAAAACUAGCCAUUGCUGCGCCUGAAGAGAAGCACAAACUACUUUCAACUGGGGUUCCAACCGUAGCCACAACCCGUGAGCCCUCAAGUGGCAAUGAACUCUCGGUCGAAGAGUUAAUUGAUUGCUGUGAGUCGAUGGUGUUGCCGGAAAACCACGUGGAUCAGUCGGAUACGGCAGCGGUUCUAUACUCUUCCGGGACCACCGGGACUAGUAAAGGUGUGAUAUUAACACACAGGAGUCUUAUUUCGACGAUUACAAUACUCAAAUGGGCAGUUGAUAUUUCAUCAGCCAAAGAUGAUAUUUUUCUAUGUUUUAUACCCAUGUUUCAUAUAUACGGGUUAGCCUUUUUCGGGUUCGGUUUGUUAUGUGCUGGCACAACAACGGUGUUAAUGCAACGGUUUGACUUAAAAGGCAUGUUAGAAGCAAUACAAACUUAUAAAGUUAAUAACAUUCCAGCUGUACCUCCUGUUAUAUUAAGUUUGGUGAAGUACAACGGUGGUGGUUAUGACUUGUCAUCUUUGCGAAGCGUGGGUUCAGGUGCCGCACCAUUGAGCAAGCACCUGGCUCAUCAGUUCAGAGCAAAGUUCCCGUGGGUUGAACUGAAGCCGGGGUAUGGGCUCACCGAGAGCUGCGGGGCGGCAUCAUAUUUUGUUACCGCUGAGGAAGCUAAAGCUCGGUCAGCAGCUUCGGGAGCUUUACUGCCAAGUUUUUGUGCUAAGGUGGUUGAUCCAGUCACCAAGAUGGCAAUGGGUCCGUAUGGUGAAGGUGAGCUGUGGUUAAAGGGACCGGCUGUGAUGAAAGGUUAUUUAGGAAACAAGGUGGCAACAUCUGAAACCAUUGACUCGGAUGGGUGGUUGAGGACCGGUGAUCUUUGUUACUUUGAUGAAGAUGGGUAUCUUUUUAUUGUUGAUAGAAUAAAGGAACUCAUAAAAUACAAUGGGUAUCAGGUAGCUCCAGCAGAACUGGAAGCCAUACUACUUAAUCAUCCCGAUAUACUUGAUGCGGCAGUUAUACCACUUGAAGAUGAAGAGGCAGGACAGGUACCUAUGGCAUACAUAGUUAAGGCAAGAGGUUCCGAGCUCAGUGAGGACCAAGUCAUGCAAUUUAUUGCUGCCCAGGUGGCUCCAUACAAGAAGAUCAAGAAAGUAGCUUUCAUUGAUGAAAUUCCGAAGUCUGUUGCUGGUAAGAUUCUGAGGAAGGAUUUAGUGGCACAAAGCAAACAGAACAUUAGAUCGAAACUGUAAUAAAGAUGAAAGUUUCACUGUGUAAUUACAUAUGUAAUUAUGUUGUC